Sorghum bicolor (sorghum) is the source of this 2496-nucleotide messenger RNA. RefSeq lists its product as uncharacterized. NCBI's taxonomy places the organism in Eukaryota, Viridiplantae, Streptophyta, Magnoliopsida, Poales, Poaceae. The record is from RefSeq and is a predicted model, not a curated record. Gene Ontology annotation, molecular function: nucleic acid binding. The transcript has 3 exons. Bases 1 to 2496 code for a protein of 831 amino acids. Gene Ontology annotation, biological process: DNA integration.
AUGGCAGGAGAGGACCUCGACGACGCUGUUGCAGCGGCAGCUAAGGAAGCCGAAGAUCGCCGCCUCGCCGAAGAACGCGCCGACGCUGCUCGCCGUGCUGAGGAGGCACGCGCCGAGGCUGCGCGCCGUGCCGAGGAGGCUCGUCUCCGCACCGAAGCCCUCGACAAGUACGAGGCCAGCCAUGAGGCCGUUUGGGCGCAAGCAACUGCUGUCGUCAACGUCAAAGCGAUGAUCCCCAUCAUCCUCGACAAGGCCACCGGCACGUACACCAAGUGGCGCGGCAUGUUCCUCACCGUGCUUGGCAAAUAUGCCCUCGCCCCGCACGUCCUCGACGACGAGGUCUUCCCUGACCGCCCCGUAUGGGUCCAGGUGGACUGCGUCGUGCUGUCCUGGAUAUUCGGCACCGUCUCCAGCGACCUCCAGCAGUCGCUCAUGAUCCGGCAACGCCGCGCGCGCGAGGCGUGGUGCUAUCUUGAGGACGAGUUUCUCGGCCAGAAGGAGUCCCGAGCCCUCCUCUUAGAGACGCAAUUUCGCAACCUCCGUCAAGACUCCAUGACGGUCACCGACUACUGCCGCAAACUGGAGACCAUGGCUGCGUCCCUCGCCGAGUUCGGCGAUCCCAUCGGUGACCGCCAGAUGGUGCUUACUCUUCUUCGCGGGCUCAAUGGCAAGUUCCGUCACAUGGUGUCUGUUCUCAAGAUGCAUCGCCCGUUCCCGUCGUUUGCCGACGCCCGUACACAUCUGCUGCUUGAGGAAGUCGACAUUGAUGCUCGGCCCCCGUCUCCGCCCCCGGCCCUCAUCACCAACACGCCGCCGGCACCUGCUGCUCCACGCCAAGGGGCCACGGCGCCCACUGCUCCUGCUCGUUCAGCGCAUCCUGGCACCCAGCCGGGCGGACAUUCUGGAGGCCAGCAGGGCGGCCAGCGCAAUGGCAAUGGCCGUCGACGCGGCAAGGGCGGGCGCGGCCAGGGACAGGGCACCCAGAACACGUUCCAGCAGCAGCAGGCAGCUCCUCAGCACGGUUCUGGUGGUGUGCAGCACCCUACGUUCACCCACCCUUGGGCCGGCACCCUGCAGAUGUGGCCGUACGGCCGCCCACCGCCCCCUCCGCCGGCGUUCACCACUGCCACGGCUCAAUAUGGUGCUCCCUUCGGUGCUACAACCGGCGGCGGCCCCGGGAUCUACGGCGGCGCUCCCAGCUUCUACGGUGCUGGCGCUGGCUACCCCUACGGCUACGGGGGUGGCGUGCCCGCUACACCGGCAUUCCAGGGUACACCGUAUCACUCGGCACCCUGGAACCCCAUCCACGGCGGCGCAUGGAACCAGGACGCGUUGGCGCAGAACUUCAACACGAUGACACUCAACCCUCCGGCCCCGUCGGAGUGGUACGCCGAUUCUGGUGCUGGCUCUCACAUGUCCUCGGACGCUGGUAUACUCUCCACCACCUCCCCGCCCACUUUAUCUACUCCUUCAUCUAUCAUUGUGGGCAAUGGUGCUUUACUUCCUGUCACAGCCAUCGGAUCCCGCACUUUUUCUUUUCCGCAUCGUAAUCUAGUUCUUAAUAAAGUUUUGGUCUCUCCACAUAUCAUUAAGAACUUGAUUUCCAUUCGUCGUUUCACCACCGACAAUAAUUGUUCCAUUGAAUUUGAUCCGUUUGGUCUUUCUGUGAAGGAUUUACAAACCAGGAACGUGAUCGCCAGGUGCAAUAGCUCUGGCGACCUCUACCCGUUCUUCCCACCAGCCACCAGCGCCACUGCACUCCUCGCUGCACCCACCUCCUUAUGGCACCGCCGUCUUGGUCACUCUUUCGUCGACAGUCACCUUGGGCGCGAAGCUUUGUCCCAGCUCGUUAGUUCCAGUGCUAUUUCAUGUAAUAAGGAUGAUGAUUAUCACCUCUGUCAUGCUUGUCAGCUCGGUCGCCACAGAUUACCUUUCAGUACCUCCACCUCUCGAGCUACAAACAAUUUUGAUUUAAUACACUGUGAUCUUUGGACAUCUCCUAUUGUCAGUGUGUCUGGGUACAAAUAUUAUUUGAUUAUUCUAGAUGAUCGGUCACACUAUAUUUGGACCUUUCCACUCCGCCUCAAGUCUGACACUUUUUCCACCAUUGCCAAUUUUUUUGCUCAUGUGCGCACGCAGUUCGGCACCACCAUCAAGAGCGUCCAGUGCGAUAAUGGUCGUGAAUUUGAUAAUUCCAUGUCCCGCACGUUCUUUCUCUCACACGGUGUUGCACUUCGCAUGUCGUGCCCCUACACGUCACAGCAAAAUGGCAAGGCCGAACGCUCGAUUCGCACCAUGAAUAAUAUCUUGCGUUCUUUGCUGUUUCAGGCGAGCCUUCCUCCGGUCUACUGGGUUGAGGCACUUCACACCGCCACAUAUCUAGUCAACCGGCUCCCCACCAAAACGCUCGCCUCUGCCACCCCAUUUUAUCAUCUCUACGCUCGCCUGCUCCGCUGCACGCUGAGCACCAGGCUCCCAGCUCGCCUGCUGAGCUGA